AUGGUUGAUAUUGGGAAACGUUAUUGUUCUUGUCGAUUGUGGGAAAUUGAUUCUUUUCCUUGCAAACAUGAUUUUUGUGCUAUAAAGAGGAAUGAGAAGGAUCUGAAUUGCUUUCUUGAUGAUUACUAUCAUGUUAGUAGUUAUUGUGAUUCUUAUUCACAUUCUAUCUAUCCAAUUCCUAGUAUGUGGAAGCCAAAUGUAGUUGUUGAUGAUAAUAUUGUUUUACCUCCUCUUUGUAAGAGACUAGCUGGACGUCCAAGAACAGAGAGAAUACCUUCUAAGGGCGAAAUCAGGAGAAUUAGGUGCAGUAGGUGUGGAAAAAUGGGAACUCAUAAUCGGAAGACAUGUAAAGAAGUUUUGCUUUAG
Molecule: messenger RNA, 366 nt
Organism: Camellia sinensis
Lineage: Eukaryota; Viridiplantae; Streptophyta; Magnoliopsida; Ericales; Theaceae
Source: RefSeq, a predicted model, not a curated record